AUGUCUGUCUUCAAUAAUUCUGCCCUAUACCCAUGCUUCCUUCUGACUGGCUUCUCAGGCCUUGAAAGCAGAUAUGGCUUGAUUUCUCUCCCCAUCCUCUUGGUUUAUGCCACCUCAAUUGCAGGGAACAUUACCAUCCUCUACAUUAUCAGAACAGAGUCUUCUCUCCACCAACCAAUGUACUACUUUCUGUCAAUGCUGGCACUCACUGACCUGGGCCUAUCUACCACUACCUUGCCUACUAUGUUCAGGGUUUUCUGGUUCCAUGCUCGGGAGAUCCCCUUCAAUGCUUGUUUGGUCCAGAUGUACUUCAUUCAUGUUUUCUCAAUAAUUGAAUCUGCUGUGCUAUUGGCCAUGGCCUUUGACCGCUUUGUAGCAAUCCGAGAGCCCCUGCGCUAUGCUGCCAUUCUAACCAAUAGUGUAAUCAUUGGCAUUGGGUUGGCAAUUACUGGCAGGGCUGUGGCUCUUGUCUUCCCAGCUUCCUUCCUCCUGAAGAGGCUUCAAUAUCGCGCCGUCAAUGUCCUCUCCUACCCCUUUUGCCUGCAUCAGGACCUCAUAAAGACAACAGUGUCCAGCCGUCGGGUCAGCAGCAUCUAUGGCCUCAUGGUGGUCAUCUGCUCCAUGGGACUUGAUUCGGUGCUUCUCCUCCUCUCCUAUCUCCUCAUCCUAGGCACAGUGUUGAGUAUAGCUUCCAAAGCAGAGAGAGUUAAAGCCCUCAAUACUUGUAUCUCUCACAUCUGUGCUGUACUCACCUUCUAUACACCAAUGAUUGGGCUAUCUAUGAUUCGUCGCUAUGGGCAGAAUGCUUCCCCUAUCAUCCAUGUGCUCAUGGCCAACAUCUACUUGCUGGUUCCACCUCUGAUGAACCCUAUUGUCUACAGUGUGAAGACCAAGCAGAUUCGUGACAGGCUCAUCAAGAAAUUUAAUAAACACCAAGUUUAG
Lepus europaeus (European hare) is the source of this 942-nucleotide messenger RNA. Its product is annotated as olfactory receptor 51G2-like. Gene Ontology annotation, molecular function: olfactory receptor activity; G protein-coupled receptor activity. Gene Ontology annotation, biological process: G protein-coupled receptor signaling pathway. The transcript has a single exon. Lineage: Eukaryota; Metazoa; Chordata; Mammalia; Lagomorpha; Leporidae. Gene Ontology annotation, cellular component: membrane. The coding region runs from base 1 to 942 and encodes 313 amino acids. The record is from RefSeq and is a predicted model, not a curated record.